ACCUAUAUAUGAAAUGUUUACCAAAACACCCUUGGUGAAAAUGGAUUAGAACAAGGUGUAAUAUAUGAAAGAAAUGGGAAUCUAAGAUUGUUCCCAAGCAAGGGUAAGGAAUAAUAAUCUUUACCAUUUAAUCUUGAAAGAGAUUACUGGAAAGUGUCUUAUCUGGGGAGCUUCCUCUUUGCUUCUUUCUUUCUUCCCCCACCCCACUACCUAAACUAGCCUUAAUAAACAAGACAGACAAAACAAUCAUCUCUUAAUUUGUGAAAGAUCUUGAAAUAUAUGACUUGUUGCUUUCUUCUUCUUCUUUCUUUAUUGUUUGUAAGUCAUACAACUAUGCUAGCUUAGAAGGAACUAGAUUUGACAAAGAUGGGGAAAACAAGCAAAUGGCUUAGAAGUAUCUUGACAGGGAAGAAGGACAAGGAUAUUAAGGAGAAAGAGAAAUGUCUAAGUGAUCAGAAUUGUACUCUUGCCACUGACAGUCCCACAACUCCAAUAUCAAUCGCACAGACAACAUCAAAAGAGAAAAGAAGAUGGAGUUUUCGAAGAUCAUCCGCCUCCGCUGCAGCCACUCCAAAGGACUUAAAUUCUACAGAACAGUUUUCCAUGACUCCACCAAGUGUUCUACAGGCUGCAAUGGAAGCCGAGAAUGAGGAGAAAAAGCAUGCCAUGGCUGUUGCAGUAGCCACAGCUGCAGCUGCUGAUGCAGCAGUGGCUGCAGCACAGGCUGCGGCCGCUGUUAUUCGGUUAACUGUGGUAGCCAAUGGAGCCGAGAAUGAUAGUGCAGUUGAAGAGGCUGCGGCCACAAAAAUCCAAUCUUAUUUCCGCUCUUUUCUGGCAAGAAAAGCAUUGUGUGCAUUGAAAGGAUUGGUGAAGUUGCAGGCAUUGGUGAGAGGCCAUCUUGUGAGGAAACAGGCCAAGGCUACUCUCCGGUGUAUGCAAGCCUUGGUGACGGCCCAGGCUCGAGCUCGAGCUCAGAGAAUCCGAAUGGUUGAUGACACAAAGUCUAUUACUAAUCAUAGGCCUUCUACUCCACACAGAAAAUCAGUACAGGACAAUUGGCUCAGGACUAAUCCAUAUAAUGACACAGACAUAGGCAUGGAAGAAAACAUCAAGAUAGUAGAGAUGGAUCUCGGCGGAUCAAAGGGAUCAACAAAGAGCAGAAGCAGCUAUUCAAUUCAAUCACAAACAGAAAAUAAGCCAUUUUCAUCGAAUAAUCGACCAAGCUCAAGACAAGAAAAUUUCCACCAGCAGGUGUCACCAGCACCAUCAGCUCUUACUGACAUGAGUCCAAGAGCUUGCAGUGGCCAUUUUGAGGACUACACAUUUGGCACAGCUCAAAGUAGUCCUCAGUACUACUCUGCAAUUUCCAAACCUGACCCAUCAAAGCUACCAUUUGCCUUUCCAAGGCCAGACUAUGCAGAAGAAUCACUCUCCUAUCAUCAUGAUUACCCUCUGUACCCAAAUUACAUGUCAAACACUAAAUCUUCAAUUGCCAAGGUCCGGUCGCAGAGUGCACCAAAGCAGAGGCCAGACACUCUGGAAAGGCCCCCGAGCCGGCGCAGGGCAUCUAUAGAAGGAAGGAAUGUGCCAAGAGCUGUGAGGAUGCAACGUUCAUCUUCACAUGUUGGUGCAACUGCUCACAACUACCAAUAUCCAUGGUCAAUCAAGCUUGACAGGUCCUUCGUUUCGCUUAAGGACAGUGAGUGUGGCUCAACUAGUACAAUGCUCACUAACACAACAAACUACUACUGCAAAUCUGUUGUGGCCUAUGAUCCUCAUGGGAAUAAGUACUAAUUGCCCAACAACAACAAGAACUAUGCAGAUUUUUUUCAUAGACAAAGUAGUCAAAAUCUUGACGCAGCUUAAUUUCUGACUCAACACAUCUCCAUGUUUCCAUUUUAUUUUAUUUUUUACAUUUAUUUUUCAUUGUAAUUGCAGAAGAAUUGUGUAUCUCGAAGUGUACUUUUUUCUUUUUCUUUUUUUACUGUGCAGAAUUUGUUUCAUUUUGGAUUUUUUUGAUGCUUUAUAAAGCCAUUUGGCAAAUAUUUGCUAAAGUAAAUUGUAAUAGGACAUAAUGUUUAUUGGAAUGAAUGACUCAUCUAUAAAAAUUUGGAAGUGAA
Molecule: messenger RNA, 2120 nt
Organism: Humulus lupulus (European hop)
Lineage: Eukaryota; Viridiplantae; Streptophyta; Magnoliopsida; Rosales; Cannabaceae
Product: protein IQ-DOMAIN 19
Exons: 4
Coding region: 367-1794 (475 amino acids)
Molecular function (GO): protein binding
Source: RefSeq, a predicted model, not a curated record